Messenger RNA from Aspergillus saccharolyticus JOP 1030-1, 2354 nucleotides. It is a transcript of the gene fos-1, whose product is annotated as sensor histidine kinase/response regulator Fos-1/TcsA. Gene Ontology annotation, biological process: phosphorelay signal transduction system; phosphorylation. Bases 119 to 2257 code for a protein of 712 amino acids. Gene Ontology annotation, molecular function: phosphorelay sensor kinase activity. The record is from RefSeq and is a predicted model, not a curated record. NCBI's taxonomy places the organism in Eukaryota, Fungi, Ascomycota, Eurotiomycetes, Eurotiales, Aspergillaceae. The transcript has a single exon.
CUCCUCGACUCUUUUGAUCCCUUCAUUACUGGCUCACGUACUGCACCCUCCUUCCCCCCCCCUCCCCUCCUCCCCUCCACCCCACGCAUAACCGCUGUUCAUCCAUGUGUGGUGCAGCAUGGAUCUCAACAAGCGGCUCUUUCGCCUCGAUAUCGAGAACAAGAGCCAACCGCCACCACUCAAUUUCACUAUGGUCACCACUCCCCCCGAUGAGGAUGAGGAUGACGAUCUAAACCACAUAAAUCUUCGCGAAGAAUCCUCGAGACCGGCACCGAUGGAUCUCGCUCAGAGCGCAGAGAGCCUAAAUGAACGGCAGCCGCUGGAUUCAGGUUUGAGUCGCAUUUAUCGCUUCACGCCCACCCCGACCGUCGUGUUGGACGCUUCCUUGCAGGUUGUGGAGGUUUCAGAUUCACAUGUGUCUUUUGCAGGCUUGUCCAGGGAUGUGAUCCUUGAUAGCUUUAUUUGCGAUAUCUGUCCCCGUGUCAUCCCGGCUCUCGAUAUCGCCACUCUGUACGGUGCGCUUCGAGCGGCCAUCACGUCGCGGGACAUCCAGCUCGUCGACAACAUUCACUUGGACGAACCAAAUACUUACUACUCACUUCGAAUAACACCAAUCUACGACAAGAGCACUUUACUUUACAUGGUGUUAGAAGCGCACUCUAUCACGAAGAAAUUCUCCAAUCCCACCAACAACCACCACUCCUAUGUCAACGAUACCUACAAAGUGCUACUGGACACUGUCAAGGAUUACGCCAUCUUCAUGCUGGACACGCGAGGCAACAUCGUGACGUGGAACUCCGGUGCCGCCAUCCUCAAAGGUUACAGCGCUCGGGAUAUCAUCGGAAAGCACUUCUCCACCUUUUACGGGAAAGAAGAUCGAAUUGCCGAUAAGCCAGGCAAGGAACUCGUGGUCUGUCUCCGGGAAGGCAAAGUCGAGGAUGAAGGCUGGCGGUACCGCAAAGACGGGUCGCGAUUCUGGGCUAAUGUGUUGAUCACUCCCAUGUAUGAGUUUGGUCGACACAUUGGCUUUACCAAAGUCACGCGAGAUCUGACGGAGCGCAACGCAGCGGAAGCGCGCAUGAUUGCCGCUUUUGAGGAGUCGUCCAAACUCAAGACGGAUUUUUUGGCCAAUAUGAGCCACGAGAUUCGUACGCCCAUGAACGGCAUGCUGCUCGCGCUAACAACACUCAUGGAAGCGGGCCUGACUGAACGUCAGCGUGAGUAUGCUGCGAUCAUUGAAGACUCUACUUCUCUCCUACUACAGGUUAUCAAUGACGUCUUGGAUUACUCGAAGCUGUCGUCCGGUUCGUUUUCGCUUCAUCCUGAUGCGUUCAGUAUCGACAGUGUAACCGGAGCCGUCGUGCGCAACUGCAAGAGUACCCUCAAGCCCAACGUGGAGUUAACCAGCUACAUUGCCCCGGGCUUCCCCUUGCAAGUUGAAGGUGACGCUCUGCGGUACCGACAGGUUCUCCAAAACCUGGUAGGAAAUGCAGUCAAGUUUACCGACACAGGUUAUGUCAAGAUCUACACCACGUUUGCCGAAGACCUCGCUGAUCCGGCCAUUUUCAAUAUCACCACGGAAGUUUUCGACACAGGAGUCGGAGUCCCCGAGGAUGCGCACAGCUCACUAUUCACGCCCUUCACUCGCUUCGCCGACUCGAAUACGAGACGAUACCAGGGUACAGGUCUUGGCUUGUCGAUUUGUAAGAGUUUGGCGGAGCUUAUGGAUGGCAGCGUGGGAUUCCGACCCAACCCUGAAGGGCGUGGCAGUGUGUUUUGGAUGAUAACCAAAAUGCGUCGCGUGGACAUGAAGGUACCGCUGAGGAUCCACAGUCCCCUCGUGGAGAAUGACGACGAUGUCGAAGCCAAGAUACGAGCCCUCGCGCCUCAGAAAUACGUGUUGCUGGUGGAGGACAACCUUGUGAAUCAGAUGGUCAUGCUUAAGUUGCUCAAGAACAUGGGGUUUGCCCGAGUUGAUGCUGCAUGGGACGGCGCGGAAGCAGUGCGACUGGUGAAGCAACAACCUUUCGCCUAUAAUCUGAUACUCAUGGAUAUCAACAUGCCGAUCCUGGAUGGUGUCGAGGCUACUCAGCAGAUCCGGCAGAUGGGUUUGGACGUGCCCAUCAUUGCCCUCACUGGUAAUGCCCUGAAAGGCGACGCGGAGAUGUAUAUGGCCAAGGGAAUGAGUGACUACAUCGGAAAGCCAAUUCACCGGAAACAGCUUACGCGAUUGCUUUGGAAAUGGAUGGGCACUUGAUUGAGUUCUGAGGAGUCGAAUUAUUUGUUAACCUAUUGUGUUCCGAUUGGACACGGGGCUAAUCAGAGUGCUUUAGUCCUGCCGUCUGCAUUUAGCG